Messenger RNA from Ahaetulla prasina, 3651 nucleotides. It is a transcript of the gene IL15RA, whose product is annotated as interleukin 15 receptor subunit alpha. Gene Ontology annotation, molecular function: interleukin-15 receptor activity. Lineage: Eukaryota; Metazoa; Chordata; Lepidosauria; Squamata; Colubridae. The transcript has 8 exons. Gene Ontology annotation, biological process: interleukin-15-mediated signaling pathway. The coding region runs from base 228 to 1292 and encodes 354 amino acids. Gene Ontology annotation, cellular component: plasma membrane. The record is from RefSeq and is a predicted model, not a curated record.
CCCAACCUGGCGCCCGCUGCAAAAAAGAGUGGAAGCGGAGCUGGGUGGGGGGAGCUUGGAUUGGCUGUCCCCAUCUCCCCACGCUUGGGAGACCCUCCGACCGGGACUCGGAGCCCUCUGCCCAUGCUCAGAGGAAGAGACCUUCCCCCAAAGGGAUUCCCCCGCGUCUCCUGCGCGCAAUCCCCGCCCCGAGCGCAAAGCGAAAGAGAAAGAGAAAAAAGUUUUCAAUGACGGACGGUGCCAUGCUGCGGUGCGCUGCGCUCCUCCGAGGUCCCGCGAUCCCCGGGUUGGAGAAGGGUCCGGGGUCCCCUUUGGGCGCAACCGGGUCUCCGCUGUCCGGAUUGCGGCGGCUGCUGCUCCUCCUCCUCCUCCUGCUGGGAUUGUCCUUGGAUCGGGUUUCUGCUGCUGCUGCUGCUGCUUCUCCCGCUGCCGUCUUCCCGGAUCUGGGUCCCGGUAAAUGUGGCGCCCCCUGGCCGGUGGCGAACGCCCGCAUCGCCUACGAGAACAGCAAGAAGCUGCGAUACACCUGCGUGAAGAACUUCAAAAGGAAGGCUGGCACCUCCAGCCUCAUCUUUUGCGAGCAAGACCCAACCACCCACGAGUAUAGAUGGAGCCGGCCACCGCUGGUUUGCAUUGAUAUGGAGAACGCAGCUGACGGCCCCAGGCGAGCAGAAACUACCCGGCCUACACAGACCACAAUGAGUACAAAUCCAGCAAGCCUCUCUACGCGUCUGUACGGAAGUCAGACCAACUCACCAAUAGUAGUGGAAACGUCACGUUUUACCGACACUCCGCGUAGGACAGCCAAGCCAACACCCGAUAGCCUUGGGUCAACAGUGACAGCUACCCCAGAGGGUGGACGGUUGACUCCGGGCACGAUUUCCAAAAGCGUAACCCCCUCCCCGAGAACGACGCCAUUUUCCCCAGACGAAAGUAGCAAGACGCAGUGGACGCCACGCCAGAUUACGUCUGCGCCCUCCGAGGGACCCCCUGGAAAUGUCACAGAGCCAUCCGAUACGAGCGUUUUGCAGAAAAUUACAGGUUCUGUUUACUUCAGAGCUGGAAUCCCCUUUUUAGCGGUAAUCCUAUCAGCAGGAUUCAUGUACUACUGCUAUUGUAGAAGAUCACGUCAUCCUUGGAGGCAGCCCAGGGUCCCUUCUGUGGAAGAGAUCCCAAUGGAUCCCAUGGGAUCCAAAGAAGGAACACCAGCAUUGGCCGGCGAUUCUCCAGAUCCAGGACCCGUUAACGAAGAAGACCCCAUGCUAACAGGAUUACCUCCGCCGGUUGAGUGAUCCUGCUGGGCAGACCAUCAAAGCAUCUACUAGCUCUGGAAAAGAGGUCCUAAGCAGGUCCAGAGUUGGACGUGAUGUCUGUCCAUCUCCUCCUGUUGUAAAGCCUUAGGAAGGAAGCCAUAAAUCCCUUUGGGGAGGCCCUUCACUUCUCCCCAACUUGCGGCAAGGAGAACGCAACAGGUGUGGAUAUCUGUGUGAGAAAAAGCUGAGCAUUCAAAGGGAGAAGAGAAGAACGUGUGAGCGGGAGUUGGAACAGAUGAAGAAGCAAUACCCCGGUGAGAUCAACAUCUCCAGGCAGAUACAUGGAGGAGAGAUGGUGAUGAAGAAGAAGGGAUUGUGGGUAGCGGAAGCUUCAGCUGCAGUCAGUGGAAGAGACGUAAGGGGAGUGGCCAGGCUUUUGGUCCAGAACAUUCUCUUGCCCUUGUGCCUUUCGGCGUCCAAGUCACCAUCUUUUGGUUCCCAAGAACCCCAGAGUUUCAAUCAUCUCGAAAUGGAUUUUUCUGGAGUUCUAAGACCCCUGCCAGAUAUGUGCUGGCAAGCAGGCAAGCUGACUUUCUAACUAAGUGGGAGACUUAAAAAUGUCGAAGAGUCAAAUAUUUGGAGGAGGAGAACCCAGGAACCUCUUAAAACCCACAGAGAGAAGAUUGGAUCCAUGGAAACCUUUUUUUAAAACCUGUCAAUCAAGGAGAAAUAAAUUAAAGUUAAACGAUCCAUACCGCCAGGAAGCUGAUUCUGCAAAGCAUUUGAAGGCAGAGGUGAGAGGCAACGGAUGGAAACUCAUCAAGGAGAGAAACAACCUGGAACUAAGGAGAAAUUUCCUGAACAAUUAACCAGUGGAACAGCUUGCCACCAGAAAUUGUGGCUGCUCCAUCCCUGGAAGUUUUUAAGAAGAGAUUGGACAGCCAUUUGUCUGUCACGGUGUAGGGUCUCCUGCUUGAGCAGGGGGUUGGACUAGAAGACCUCCAAAGGUCCCUUUCAAUCCUGUGAUUCUAUGUUCUCUAUUCAACACAACGUCUGUGCCUCCACCAAGCUGGAGGUCUACAGAGCUGUGGUUAGCCCGUCUUCCCAUAGAUGUGAGUCCUGAACUCUGUACUGAAGACAUACAAAACCACUAUUUUCCAAAAGGCAGAAUGGAAAUUAAUCAAGGAGAGAAGAAACUUAGAAAUAAGGAGAAAUUUCCUGUCAGUGAAAACUUUUCAUCAGUGGAACGACUUGCCUCCAGAAGUUGUGGGUGCUCCAUCUCUGGAGGUUUUUAAGAAGAGAUCGGACAACCAUUUGUGUUGUGCCUCAUCCUCCUCAGCCGGGCCGCUCCCGUCUCCUCCCGGGCCUGUUAUCAGACUCCGAGUCUGAUAAUGAAGAUGAAUGGCCUGUCGCCCGGAGAGGAGUCAAGGAGUGAAAACAGAAAUCCAAUACAGUUCACUCAUAGAGUGUGUGUUCCUUCCACGCAGCUGUCAGAGCAGGAAGUCAGCCAAGUGGUGCAAUUACCCGGACCUGCUCCCUCUGACCCCUCCCUUUCCCAGACGCUGACAGCAGAUCCAGCUGAAAACAAUUCAGAGUGGGUGGACCCUCGCUUCCGGAGAUCUGAGAGGCGACGCCAGCAGAAGGAAGGGAGGGGCAGGCCUGGAUAAAUGCUGAGUCAUGGAGCCACACCCCACAGCCCAUAUAAAGGACCUGCUUUUGGCAUUCCAACCUUGAGUCAAGCAAAGUCUCAUCUAGUUUGCUGAACUCACCACUUGGACUCCUGCCUGCCCUGAGAAACCUGGAAGGAAUUUGGCAAAGCUGCAGAGGCUUCGUUGCCACGCUUGAUACGGACUUCCUAGACCUGGUCGUCAGAGGGGGAGGGGGACACGACAAUUUGUCUGAAAUACUAUCGGUCGAAAAAUGGGGCAAAGCUCACUUAAAGACUGUCACGCUUAACAACAGAUAUGUUGGGCUCAAUUGCGGUCGUAAGUCGAGGACGCCCUGUAGGAGGAAAAGUGGAUUUAAAGCGGGAGCCGAAUGUCCAGAGAGGGUGUAAAAACUGUAGACAGACGGAAAAAAGCUGGAAGGAGGGAUUGAAAUCUGACAUUGUGAAAAAGUAUGUUUGAAAUUGUACGCAACUGUUUAUAGUACGUGGAAGCCAGGGCAUGUAUUAAAUCUGUAAACAGAGAGGGGGGAAAAGCUCCCAUGUCUGGGUUUAUUUUAUUUUAUUUUUGGCCCCUCUCCCACAUCAUCGUAAAGGGAAAAUUCAAUUUAUUUUGGAGAAGCAUCAAAAUGGCUUUCUAAUAAAGUAAGUUCCCGUCUGUUCACAACCUCAUACACACCGGGACCAUUGAAAAGAAGUUAUUUGGAAAGUGACCCAUGCAGUUUUAAAGGGGGG